This is a messenger RNA of Trichogramma pretiosum, 1266 nucleotides long. RefSeq lists its product as uncharacterized. The transcript has a single exon. NCBI's taxonomy places the organism in Eukaryota, Metazoa, Arthropoda, Insecta, Hymenoptera, Trichogrammatidae. The record is from RefSeq and is a predicted model, not a curated record. The coding region runs from base 1 to 1266 and encodes 421 amino acids. Gene Ontology annotation, molecular function: catalytic activity.
AUGCCCAUUCGCACAGAAGACAAACCAAGUCCGCCAAUAAUGAGGAUCUUGCAGCUGAACCUCAACCAUUGCAAGGCUGCUCAGGAUCUCCUGAGUCAAACCAUUCUCGAGGAGCGCAUCAACGUGGCCGUAGUAAGCGAUCAAUACAAGAACCUUGAACCGCCUUACACAUGGCUAGCUGAUGCCAACAGCCAAGCCGCGAUCUGGGUGCAGGGAGGCAGCACGGUGCAGGAGCGCCCAGCAAGAGCGCGUCCCUUUUUCACCUGGGCCCGAAUCAACGGAAUCUACCUUUUCAGUGUCUACGCUCCACCAAGACUCGCUGACGUAGAAUUUUUCGCUCUUCUCAGUGACAUCAUAGAGGAGGCCUUGAAUAGGAGGCCGCUCAUCGUCGCGGGCGAUUUCAACGCCUGGGCAACGGAGUGGGGAUGCCGAGUGACGAGACAGCGUGGCACCAUCCUCCUGAACGCGCUCGCCACCCUCGAAGCUGCACUGCUAAACACCGGUGACACACCAACAUUUGCCGGUGCAUUGGGCUACUCGGUCAUCGAUCUCACCUUCGCCAGCGACACACUCGCUCCCCGAAUUACAUCAUGGGCUGUAAGCGAACUAUACACACAUAGCGACCAUCAAGCUAUUGUGUUUGAGAUAGCGAACAUCAGACCGCCUAGACCCACAACGCGCCAAAGCUGCAAAUGGAACGCAGGCACCCUUGACACGGAGUGCUUCUCAGUCACGAUGGCCAAUGCUGCGGUUCCACCCGGGCCCACUGAAGAGAUGGCGACGAGGCUCAUGGCCGUCAUUACCAGUGCAUGCGACGUGUCUAUGGCCAGGUCGGGCGGAAGACGCCGUCGCUGUGCGGUGUACUGGUGGACAAGCGAGAUUGCCGACCUGCGGCGCUUAUGCCUGCGAGCGCGAAGGCUUGCCCAAAGAGCACGUGGUCGGCCAAAUGAAGGCGCCUGCCAGGCGAGCUAUGCCUCCGCAAGACGUCUCCUGCGCGCUGCCAUCAAGACCAGCAAGCGCCUAUGCUGGAGUGAGCUAUGCGACGAGGUCAAUGAGGAUGUGUGGGGCAAACCGUACGAGACAGUCAUGUCCCGUCUCAGAGGCCCGAGAGCAAUUACUCCAAGCUCUCCGACCCUAGUGCGCCGCAUAGUGGCUGCCCUCUUCUCCCGCGUGCCUGACGUGCCAGCUCUGCCACCACCAGUCCAGGCAGGAGCAUUCAUACCAGCCGUCACCCUGCCCGUGCACCCCUGUUUUUCAGUGCAAUAA